Messenger RNA from Benincasa hispida (wax gourd), 1753 nucleotides. It is a transcript of the gene RAC2, whose product is annotated as RAC-like 2. Gene Ontology annotation, biological process: small GTPase-mediated signal transduction. The record is from RefSeq and is a predicted model, not a curated record. NCBI's taxonomy places the organism in Eukaryota, Viridiplantae, Streptophyta, Magnoliopsida, Cucurbitales, Cucurbitaceae. Gene Ontology annotation, molecular function: GTP binding; GTPase activity.
CAUUUUUUUUGUCGGUGAAAAUUUCUCUUUUUAUUUUUGUUUAUUUCUUUUUCUUUUCUCUAAGCUAUCCAAACUCAAAAGAAAAUCCAACUCAAGUUCAACGAGCUUUUCUAUUCCUACUUUAGGCAGAAUUUUGAAUAACACAUGUUUCUUAUUAUUGUUAACAUUUUAGGUUCGACUUAUUUAAUGAUUCGACUCCACAACCCAAAGUGUAAACGACCCAAGUUUUGUUCAUUGUUAGGCUAAAAUCAAUACUAAAAAAUGAAGUUAUUCAUAUUGAAAUUGAAUGUAAACCAAAAUCAAACUGAGUCAAGAUAAAAGUGGGUGGAAGAGGCUAAAAAGCAAACCUCCAAAGCCCAGAUAGAUGAACUUCACCUAACUCUUUACCACCCAAUUCCCCAAAUUAACUAAUGUCUAUCUCCCUUUCACUCCAACAUCUAUUUUCUGAAUUCUGAUGCUGAUUUCAUUUCAUUUUGCUUUAAUUAAUUAACAAAAUCCUUCUCUCUUACAUUACCCAAUUCCCACUUAAUUAACAACCUCCACUCCACCUGACCUAACAACAACUUCCUCCCCAAAUUCCCUUCUCUAUCUACAUCCAUCUUAUCUUCCACUUGAAGAAAAAGAAACCUAUAUUUCAAAACAAAACAAAAAAACUCAAAACUUCUUCCCUCUUUUGCAAUCAUGAAUUUCUUUCCUUUCGGUUCCGAGUUGUUGGAUUUUGGAAUUUGUUUGUUCCAACUUCAAACCCACAACCCACUUUUUCUCUGCUUUUUGUCCUCUUUCUUUUUGUACAAAUUGUAUGUUGUUUAAAACCCUGCCCUCUCAAAGCUCUGCCUCUUAUUCACCAACAACAGCCAUUACAGAACAGCGUGCUCUUUCCAAAUUAUGAGCACAGCCCGCUUUAUCAAAUGCGUCACCGUCGGGGACGGCGCCGUCGGGAAGACCUGUAUGCUGAUUUCUUACACUAGCAACACUUUUCCCACGGAUUAUGUUCCGACUGUGUUUGAUAACUUCAGCGCCAAUGUGGUAGUCGAUGGCAGCACUGUUAAUCUUGGCUUGUGGGACACUGCCGGACAGGAAGAUUACAACAGACUGAGGCCUCUGAGUUACAGAGGAGCUGAUGUUUUCUUAUUGGCAUUUUCUCUCAUUAGCAAAGCUAGUUAUGAGAACAUCUUCAAGAAGUGGCUUCCUGAACUUAAACAUUACGCUCCGAAUGUACCCAUCGUUUUGGUUGGAACUAAGCUUGAUCUACGAGACGACAGACAGUAUCUGAUUGAUCAUCCAGGCGCAACUCCCAUUACCCCAGCUCAGGGCGAGGAACUGAGGAAGAUGAUUGGGGCAAUUACAUACAUAGAAUGUAGUUCUAAGACUCAAAAGAAUGUUAAGAAUGUGUUUGAUGCGGCAAUAAAGGUAGCAUUGAGGCCUCCGAGACCAAAGAAAAAGGCUCGCAAGCAGAGGACAAAUUGUGCUUUACUUUGAAAAAUAAGUUCACAAACUCAUCUCCAAUCACUUUUAAUGGAAAAAUUAUUCCCUAUGGUUAAAUAAUUUCUAGAGUUUUCUUACAUAUGUAAUGACCAUAUUGAAUAAUUUUUCUAUUUUUCAUCCAUAUAUAAUAUAUUUUAUAUUUCCAUUUGUAAGGUUGGAGGUAUUCUCUCAAUCUCAAAGCUAUCCAUAUGAGAGAAACUUAUUAGUAGGUUUUGUUUUGGUUGAAUUGUAUUAUCCCUGCGGAGUUUAAUACUUGUGCCUUAACACA